CGCGAGGCCUCGCUACUAGCUUUGAUGGCGAUGGCUGACGAGGCCGGCGUGGUGGAUCUACUGCUGCAUUUACGAUCUCACAUCUGCAGCGAGUCUAGGAGUGAGUUUCGUCGUAUGCUGCCAGUAUUCCGGCGUCUUCUGAGCUCUCGCGAGGAUGGUGGCGUGUCGGUGCAGACCGAGCUUCUGGAGAUACGAGAGAAACUACUAAUGCGCGGAGAAGACGCAGAUAUAACCAACGUCGUGAACCGCAUGGAUCGCGUGGUGGAGCGCUGCAUGAGCAUUGAGCAGAGUGCAGAGGCGACAGUUCCAAUGGACGACAUUAUGCGGCUGCUUGUUGCGCUUGCUGGCGGAGAAGACGGUAACACAUUUGUGCUCGAAGACGUUAUGCAGUCAACGAACGACCAGUCUAGUAUGGUUUUCACCACCGAGAAAAAACGCAUCGGCGAUCGUAUUCGAAUGAACAACAUUGAUAUGGUGCAGCGCUCAAGAGCGCUCUUUCAUAAGGCAUCGGUGCCGCUGCAAGAGAAAGCAGAUACGCCAAAGUGUCAGCGUCAUGGACAAGCUUCGAGCGAUCCGAUCAAGACACUCAUGUCAGUGAAGCCUGGGAAACAACUAACAAUUUUGAGACCAAGGAAAGAAGUUUUCUUCUAUGACGGCACCCACGAAGUGCAGUGUAGCAGAUACGCAGACUGGGGAGAUGCGAGCAGCAUCACAGAAAACUCGUCGUGGGGAUCGGAAAUGUGCUCGCUUGAUAGUAUCGAACCUUGGGUAGCUCGAACUUACGCAUGGGAAGACCUGGGAGAGCGGGUGGGCCUGCGUGAGAAUUACGCCAAGCCGUCCGUUUUGGAAAGACAACGAUCAAUUCGUGACCUAGCGAUUCCUAAUAAUUUCGCAUGCAACGGGCACAUCCCAUUAGAGAUACACGAGCAAGAUCUGAUUGAGACAAUCGUCGCUUACAUUGACCGUAAUUGCAAAGGAUUCGCUGAGAGCAUUGAGUGGAGUCGACUCGACACUAUUCCGAAGAGAUUUCCAGUCGGCAACAUUCCAAUUGCCUGGAAUGCGUGGGAUCCAGCUCCCUAA
Messenger RNA from Phytophthora infestans T30-4, 1080 nucleotides. RefSeq lists its product as uncharacterized. The transcript has 7 exons. The coding region runs from base 310 to 1080 and encodes 256 amino acids. The record is from RefSeq and is a predicted model, not a curated record. NCBI's taxonomy places the organism in Eukaryota, Oomycota, Peronosporomycetes, Peronosporales, Peronosporaceae.